UAGAGAUAAGAACUCUUGCUAUACUUAAGUCAGUCGAUUUUGGGAGAUUAGAAGCGUCGGUCAUCGCCACGUACUUACAAUUCGCCUCAUUAAGUGCAGACCGCACAAGCCCUAAUAUAAUUAAUAAACAUACACUAAUAAAUAUAUUGAAAAUUUAUUCAACAAUAAUUUUACGCAGGCGUCACGAUACCGUGACACUUUAAAUGCCAAAGCCUUGGCCAAUCUCAACAGUUGUCGAGAUGAGGUCGUCUCAACUGCUGGUGCUUGUUUGCUGCAUUCCCUGGCUUUUGCUGUGUGAUAGUAACUCAAUGGGAAAGGACGCUUGGCUGCGUCCUGGGUGCCACAUAGUUGGAAAUACUCGAAAAAUUACUAUACCUGAUUGUGUCGAAUUCAACAUAACAACUAAUGCGUGUCGCGGAUUCUUGGUGAGCGUUGGCCAAUGCUGCAACAUGAUGAAAUCGGAGGAGAUACAACGACGUGUGCUAUGUAUUGAAGGAAUACAAAAUGUGACUUUUAAUAGUGCAUUGUCGUGUAGUUGUUAUCACUGCAAAAAGGAUUAGACUAGAGCAGAAUAAUAAACCUGAACCAUUUCUUAAUAA
Molecule: messenger RNA, 599 nt
Organism: Drosophila sechellia
Lineage: Eukaryota; Metazoa; Arthropoda; Insecta; Diptera; Drosophilidae
Product: thyrostimulin alpha-2 subunit-like
Exons: 4
Coding region: 204-560 (118 amino acids)
Biological process (GO): cell surface receptor signaling pathway
Molecular function (GO): hormone receptor binding
Source: RefSeq, a predicted model, not a curated record